Molecule: messenger RNA, 735 nt
Organism: Chrysoperla carnea
Lineage: Eukaryota; Metazoa; Arthropoda; Insecta; Neuroptera; Chrysopidae
Gene: bc10
Product: bladder cancer-associated protein
Exons: 1
Coding region: 116-358 (80 amino acids)
Source: RefSeq, a predicted model, not a curated record
UUCAUGCAAAAUGGUUUCACAUCAAGUGUUAUCGUGACAACUACAGUCAAAGUUGUAGUUUAGAAGAUCAAAAUAGUUUUAAACCAGCAUUGCUCAAAGAAACUUUAAAAAUAAAAUGUAUUGUUUGCAAUGGUUAAUACCAGUUUUGUUAAUACCAAAACCAGUGAAUCCAGCAUUAAUUCAUACACAUGUCAUGUUCAUGGUUUUAUAUUUAAUUGGAUUCUUUUUAGAACGUAAACCGUGUACAAUUUGCAGUUUGGUCUUUUUAGCAGCCGUAUUUUUAAUAUGUUACAGUGGUGUUGGAAAUUGUUUAUUAUGGGGUAGUAAUUGUGAUACAAUUCGUUGUGACAAUGGAUGAUACUUGAAUGUGGACACAAUAAUCACUUUUUUAUUUUUAUUUUAAAAAAAUAUUUCAUUAAAUAAAGACUUAAGUGAUAUUUUAAAAGCAAUAAAAACAUAAAAACACAAGUUUUUCUUGAAGAACUAAUUUUAAAUAAAAUGUUUUUUACUACUUGUAUAUGUCGACACCAAAGAGAAGAAUUCAGUGUUGUGUCUUUUUGGCGGUUUAUUUGAAAAAAAAAAAAAAUGUAUUUGUUAUAUAAUAAUUAAUAAUAAUAUUGUUAAACAUAUUUUUCUGUGAUGUUUAAAACAAAAUGAGAAUUGAUAGUGAUUUUUUGAAGUACUUUGUGUAUAAAUUUAAAUAAAACUUGUCACCCAAUCACAUAAAAACACGAA